Condylura cristata (star-nosed mole) is the source of this 2021-nucleotide messenger RNA. It is a transcript of the gene SFRP4, whose product is annotated as secreted frizzled-related protein 4. Gene Ontology annotation, molecular function: Wnt-protein binding. Gene Ontology annotation, cellular component: cytoplasm. Bases 264 to 1304 code for a protein of 346 amino acids. The transcript has 6 exons. The record is from RefSeq and is a predicted model, not a curated record. Lineage: Eukaryota; Metazoa; Chordata; Mammalia; Eulipotyphla; Talpidae. Gene Ontology annotation, biological process: non-canonical Wnt signaling pathway; canonical Wnt signaling pathway.
GCUGCGGAGUCCGGGACUGGAGUUCCUCAGGUGGGUUCGUGCCCGAAAGACUGAGCGCUGUAGCUGCUCUCUCUUUGCGCCUGGGAGGGCAGAUAUCCCCCGCUGGCCUCCGCGGUCCCGCAUCGCUGCCUACGGGACGUGGGAAAGGGAACCUCCCCUGUGCCCCUGAAGUUUGCCUCGCUGAAGGAAGCGCACAACUAUAGAACAGAAAGCUAGGGAGGGGCCUGCUACCUAUCCGGAUCUCGGAGACUCAGGACUGUGCAAUGCUACUUUUCAUCCUGACGGCUUUGUGCCUUUGGCUGCGCUUAGCGCUGGGCGUUCGCGGCGCUCCCUGCGAGGCGGUGCGGAUCCCCAUGUGCCGGCACAUGCCGUGGAAUAUCACGCGGAUGCCCAACCACCUGCACCACAGCACUCAAGAGAACGCCAUCCUGGCCAUCGAGCAGUACGAGGAACUAGUGGACGCGAACUGCAGCACGGUGCUGCGCUUCUUCCUCUGCGCCAUGUACGCGCCCAUAUGCACCCUGGAGUUCCUGCACGACCCCAUCAAGCCCUGCAAGUCCGUGUGCCAGCGUGCGCGCGAUGACUGUGAGCCGCUCAUGAAGAUGUACAACCACAGCUGGCCAGAGAGCCUGGCCUGCGAUGAACUGCCAGUCUAUGACCGCGGCGUGUGCAUCUCGCCCGAGGCCAUCGUCACUGAACUCCCGGAGGAUGUUAAGUGGAUCGACAUCACACCAGACAUGAUGGUACAGGAAAGGCCUUUGGACGUGGACUGCAAACGCCUAAGCCCAGACCGGUGCAAGUGCAAAAAAGUUAAGCCAACUCUGGCAACAUAUCUGAGCAAAAACUACAGUUAUGUUAUUCAUGCCAAAAUAAAAGCUGUGCAGAGAAGUGGCUGUAAUGAAGUAACCACAGUGGUGGAUGUGAAAGAGAUUUUCAAGUCCUCAUCACCUAUUCCUCGAACUCAAGUUCCGCUCAUCACUAACUCUUCCUGCCAGUGUCCUCACAUCCUACCCCAUCAAGACGUCCUCAUCAUGUGUUAUGAGUGGCGCUCACGGAUGAUGCUUCUUGAAAAUUGUUUAGUUGAAAAAUGGAGAGAUCAACUUAGUAAAAGAUCAAUACAGUGGGAAGAGAGGCUUCAGGAACAGCGGAGAACAAUUCAGGACAAGAAGCAAACAGCUGGUCGCACAAGUCGUAGUAACCCCCCCAAAGCAAAGGGAAAACCGCCUGCUGCCAAACCAGCCAACCCCAAGAAGAACAUUAAAGCUAGGAGUGCCCAAAAGAGAACAAACCCAAAGAGGGUGUGACCUCAAUUCUUUCCAGAAUGGAGAAUUCCCUUUAGGGUGAAGCCAAGUGACACACUCCCUACCAUAGAAGACAACUGCAGUAUUCCUCAUAGACAUAUCAAGCAGUAUUUUCCUCAACGAUAAGCUCCAAUUUUUCUUUGAAACCAUCACAAGCCAUAGUGGGAUGACAGGUAAUAUGAAAAUUGAUUGGAAAACAAACAAAACUGUACAUACUCUGGAGCUCUCCAUGUAAAGGAAAGGUGAUUUUGUUCUUACAGUUUGACCUAAUCAGUAUCUUUUAAAAUAAAUCUCAUAAACAAUGUGCCUUUUUCAGUUUGGCUUGUUAGAAUGUUAGCAAUAUUUUGACAUGCGAUUGAAAACAGUGCUUGUACGAAGGAAAGUAAGGGUGGAUGUUUCAAAGAGCUUUGUAUGUUUACUGUUAGCAGAACAAUUUCUGCGAUACAAGGAAAGUUUUGAACACUAAAGAAAAGCAAAAUAUGGAAAAAUUGUAGUUUAUACAAAGGUGACUUUCUGUUCUGUGUUUAGCUAGAAAACUCUAAAAAACUAAAGUAGUAAUAACAAUAAAGAAAGGGAACAGUAGGGGCCGUCCUGGUGGGGCAACCCUUAAGCGAAAGGGUUGUGAAACUAGCCACAGCUGCCUUAGCAGGCGUUGGAUCUGGGCCCCACAUGGCUGGCAGACCUCUCCUGACCCGCCUGCUGCUCCCCUCAGCAGUGUAC